GAUUUACAGGAGGAAAAUGAUUGGCAGGAAGAUGAGGAAGAUGUGUAGAUGGAAAGAGACAGAAAUUACCAGUUUUUUGACAACAUAUACGAAACGAACGAAAAAUCUGCCCCGAUCUACGGUCCACAUGAUUCUGGGUCUGUUGCGAAGAAAGCUGAAGCUCUGCCUUCCUGCUGACGCUCGAACCCUCUUAAAAACGUCCACCAAGGUCGGGAUGGAAAUCCAACCAAUCUUGGGUGGGCAGUUUUGGUAUCAGGGAAUAGAGACCGUGAUAAGAGAACAUUUUGAGGAGAUUAUCCCGCAUGUUGAUCUUUUUUAUUUGCAGGUUUUCAUCGAUGGAUUACCCCUUUACAAGAGUUCGGCAAGGCAGUUAUGGCCGAUUCUAUUUAAGGUAGAGGAACUACCAGAUGCACCGGUGAUGCUUGACGGUGUAUUUUGUGGAUUCACAAAACCGGAUCACGUGGAAGGAUUUUUGCGGCCUCUCGUUGAAGAAGUAAACAAGCUUCAAUCAAGCGGCUUGCGGUUCGGAGACAAGACGGUGGGCGUCAAACUUCACAUGUUUAUCGCUGAUUUACCCGCCCGCUGCUUUGCCAAAGCCCCAGUUACAGAACCCUAUCCACAAACCAUGCAUCCCUCCGUAAGUGAUAUCGUCUCACAGAAUCUCACUCCACCGGAAGAAACUCCGAACGAAAAGAAAGCAAGGCUCCAAAGGAAGCGACAGGCGUUGUACAGGGCCAAGAAGCGCCUCCCGAGUGCAGCUCCUACGCUGGCAGCUGUACAGGACGACCAACAGGCUGUACCUUCAACUUUGGCCGGGUCAUCCUUAUCAGCAGCUUCUGCAAUCCUGCAACAACAACAACGAAGGAAUACGGACGACGAAUUGCUCAAUGAAAUCGCUGGACGAUAA
Messenger RNA from Anopheles merus, 907 nucleotides. RefSeq lists its product as uncharacterized. The transcript is spliced from 3 exons. The record is from RefSeq and is a predicted model, not a curated record. The coding region runs from base 17 to 907 and encodes 296 amino acids. Lineage: Eukaryota; Metazoa; Arthropoda; Insecta; Diptera; Culicidae.